This is a messenger RNA of Symbiodinium natans, 1638 nucleotides long. The record is from the annotation of a GenBank genome assembly. Lineage: Eukaryota; Dinophyceae; Suessiales; Symbiodiniaceae.
AUGGCUGCUAACAAGCCGGGUCCGGUGUCGGUUGCCGAGCUAGGGAGCUGGCCUUUGUCUGUGCUGAAGAAUCUCCUGUGUGCAGGGGAUGGCAAUGAUGGGGAGCGUUUGAGUCGCUUGCGAGCAAUCUUGCGGGAUGGAAUGUGUGUUUAUUCGGAUUACAGUGGCCUGGCCGGUGAGUAUGAGAUCUGGACACAGAUGCGUGAAGCUUUGAAGCUGUUUGCUUCAGAACAUGCAGUGGAUGAUUUUCAGGACGUUUCAAUUCAGCAUGCUCGCUUUUGUGACAUUGGCAGUUUGCAGCAGACCGUUCUCUCACACAUCAGUGCAAUGUGCGGGAACCGUACAUGUGUCUUUUCAGAUAUCAAUGACAGAUUGCCAGCCACAGCCGUGAUGAUGCUAGAUUCUAUGCUGCCGAAUUCAAAGAUGAGUCGCGAGGACACUGCCCGAGCCUAUGCAGACAUGUUGGCUUGGCUUCAGGACAAUCGCCCGGCCCUGCAGCCAGAAGGUGAGGUCCCAGAACCUUCCCAGAAACGGUUGCGAAGGCGGCUGUUUCAGUCAGACUCUGAGUCCGGGCCAGUGCCAAGGAAGAAGCUGUUGGUUAACAUGGCUGGAACUACGUGCUGUGGUUGGAGCUCAGUUGGAAAGGGCUUGCAUUUUGCAGACCCGAGCGAAAGGCCGCAUGCGAUCUGGGUCACGGAGAGACGCCGGCGUGCAGAGAUGGACCUGGAGGAUGUCGUCUUCAGCGAGUGCACUACUCGCUACCCCGUCCAGGAGAAGCUCGGCGUCCUGCAAGAGACUCAUGAGAUCCUCAGCAUAGUGAUCAACCCGAUGGCCCUAGGCUGGCCAGUGAGACGGAAUCGCCUGUUUGCGUGCGCCUUGAAUCGGCAGAGCGUGGCAUGGAUGGGGCCAGGGCAGGAAGACUUGCUACCACACUUCCUCAAGUUCUGUGGGGCAGACCUCAUGCUCACUGGAGAUGUGUUUCUGGUAGCACCGAUGUCCGAGGUGUGUGAAGCCGAGAAUGCUAUGGCAUCGCGAAGGGGCUUCCGUGUUGCAGGAACAGAUCGGGUGUUGAGCAUGAGCCAAAUCUAUGCGCCCGGGAUGUUGAAUCGCUACCAUGGCUACGAGGAAGCCCGUGCUGCUCUUCUUGAAUCUGGUGAGGUAAGUGGGGAGUCUUGGUUCGCGGACCUGGACCAGACCCUGGGUGCAGGAACCAGCACCCCCGGGCAGGUGCUGCCCUCGGCCUUGACCCACUUCACAAUCCAUUCCUGGGCUGCGAAGAGGAUGGUGCUGAACAAGGAAGUGUACUUGGCUCAUGGAUACAACACAUAUCCAGAGGCCACCCGCUGGCCCAUCCCUUUCCAGGCUCAGGAUCAUGUGCUGUCGCUGUCCAGCAGUUCCCAGAAACAGCUGGUUGGCAAUGGGUGGCAUUUGCCAACUAUGGCUUCUUGGAUUUUCUACGUGUUGGCGCACACAGUCAAGAUCAACAGGGAAGCGAGCAUUGAACCAGAGAAGACCCUGCUUCGGCGAGGCGGCUCAAGUCUUGGAGGCCUGACUCGUGGAAGGUCCAGCCUCUCUCUGGGCAGCCCAUCAGACGUUUGCGAUUCACAAGAGACUUUGAGUCUUGGGGCCGACUGUUAG